Messenger RNA from Blepharisma stoltei, 570 nucleotides. The record is from the annotation of a GenBank genome assembly. Lineage: Eukaryota; Ciliophora; Heterotrichea; Heterotrichida; Blepharismidae.
AUGAAGCAGAUCAUCAAGACCGAAAAGCUUAAGGUUGUCGAAGGUGUUAAAAUCACAGUAAGAGCCCGCAAAGUUACUGUAGAAGGCCCAAGAGGAACUCUCUCAAGGGAUUUCAAACACCUCGCCUUAGAUAUCCAAGUUUUAGAUGAUGGAAAGAUUGUCAAGGUAGACUGCUGGUUUUCCGACAGAAAACAAGCCGCUUGCGUUAGAAGUGUGCUCUCAGCUAUCGAAAACCUCAUGAUUGGAGUCGUGAAAGGAUUUGAGUAUCAUAUGAGAUUGGUCUAUGCUCACUUCCCUAUUAAUGUCCACAUACCUAAUGAUCACAAAUCUAUUGAAAUCAGAAACUACAUUGGAGAAAGACAAGUCAGAAGAAUUGCCAUGUUGAAUGGAGUGCUCAUUGAAAAAAGCGACGCAAUGAAAGACGAGCUCAUUUUAAGAGGAAACGAUUUGGAGCUCGUGUCUAUGUCUGCAGCACUUAUUCAACAGUCCUGCUCAGUCAAGAAUAAGGAUGUCAGAAAGUUCCUUGACGGGAUUUAUGUGAGUGAAAGAACAAAUAUCGUUAAAGAAUAA